AUGCACACACACACAAAGGAGAUAGUCUCAAUUAAGAGACUUUCCUACACAACACUCAACCACACUCCACUCACACACUCUACAGCGCUCACUAAGCUACUACCACCAAAACUACGUGGUAUCGGCUUCUAUCAUGCACGGAUCUCCCCUCACCGUGAUAUCCGCGUCAGAGAAACACACAGUAACCCUGACCGGACUCUCACACCGAUUCUUGACCCUUCCAUGAUCAAGAACUCGGCUCCCGACUCUCUUGCCAUCGCCGACAAGAGACACCCGGGCUACACCGUCGUGUAG
This is a messenger RNA of Microthlaspi erraticum, 294 nucleotides long. The record is from the annotation of a GenBank genome assembly. NCBI's taxonomy places the organism in Eukaryota, Viridiplantae, Streptophyta, Magnoliopsida, Brassicales, Brassicaceae.